This is a messenger RNA of Zea mays, 1060 nucleotides long. NCBI's taxonomy places the organism in Eukaryota, Viridiplantae, Streptophyta, Magnoliopsida, Poales, Poaceae. The record is from RefSeq.
CUCAACCCACCCACCUCCCACUCUCGCCACCGUGUGGUCCAGACGACCAGUCCUCUAACCGAACCAGGAAGCACCAGGCAGCGGAAGCUCGCGCUGGGAUCGGCUACCAACAAUAAUAUCGUUCCCCGCCUCCCUCACCUCUGAACGAGAACGCGAACGCGCCCUGUGAUCACUACCCCACAGCAUGUGCUCAGGACCUCGCAAGCCGUCCACACCCCCUCUGCCCGCCGCGGCGCCCAGCACCAGGGCCGUGCCGGACUACGCGGACCUGCUCGGCUCCGUCGACCCGGCCAUGCUGUCCCAGCUGCACGCGCUGUCGCUCAAGCAGGCCGGCGACAUGCCGGCGUACAGCUCCAUGGCGGACACGCAGCUGCACAUGCCGGCGUCGCCCAUGGUCGGCCCGAACUCCGCGUUCGGGCUCGACCACUCCAUGGCCAAGGCCAUCAUGAGCUCCCGCGCCUCGGCGUUCGCCAAGCGCAGCCAGAGCUUCAUCGACCGCGGCGGCCGCGCGCCGGCCGCGCGCUCGCUCAUGUCGCAGCAGCCCACCGCCGGCGCGCCGUCCAUGCUCUCCGACUGGGGGUCUCCGGACGGCAGGCUGGACUGGGGCGUCCAGGGCGACGAGCUGCACAAGUUCCGCAAGUCCGCGUCUUUCGCGUUCCGUGGGCAGUCCCCGGCCCCCGCGCCGGCUCCCGCCGAGCCAGACGUCUCGUGGGUGAACUCUCUUGUCAAGGACGGCCACGCCGGCGACAUAUUUGCGCAGUGGUCGGAGCAGGAGCAGAUGGUGGCCUAAUCUAGCUGACCAAAGUUCAUUCCUUUCCUUCAAUUGUUUUCCCCCUUUGUUUGCUUAAUUCGAUUCAUAUGAGAUGUUUUUUACUAGUACAUAUAUAUAGGACGUUCUAUAAUAUUUGUUCAUCACCAAGAAGCAUGGAUGCCCAAAGGGAGCUCUGUAUUGGAUGAGGAAGGAACACCCAGUAUUUUACUUGUACGAAUUUAUAAAUAUUUUUUAUAUUUAUUUAUAUCACUUGAUAUAUAUAUAAAAGAUAUCGAGAGGACAGUAAUA